ACCUUCCAGACACACUACGAGGUCGCGGUGAAAGCUAUCAUGCUAUUCAUUACGGUAUAUGAGAGCGCCGGGGAACUUACCGAGCGAAUAGUAGCCAUGUUCGAGAAGAUAGAUGGUUACGGACAGGAGAUGAGAGCCCUUCAGGAUAAUGUCAAGUCUGUUGCAAUAUGGAAAGCUACCAAUAAGCUCUUCGUCUCCAUAGUAGCGUUUAUCGCUGCUUCCGGCUCAUAUAUGAAGUACGGGACGCUCUAUGAUUAGGUUUCUGGGAGGGGGAAACGACAAAAUCGACAAUAUCCUUGAGACUAUCAGAAAGGACUAUAGCGAAGUGACUGAAGCAGCGAGAUUGGCUCAUUUGAUGAUUAGCCUCUCGUCUCGUGAUAAAAUCGUUAAUAUUGGAGAUAAUAUGGGGGUCAUCGCCCAACAGCUGAAUUUGUUAAAUCAAUCGCUGACUCCUGGUAUGAGCCAACAACUCCGCACGAUUUAUGAUCAUUCGCUUUUUCAGGUUAUGCUACAUGUCCAGGAUAUGCUGUCUGUGAUUAUUGAUGAGCCGUGUAAUCCCUCCAAGGAGUCAGCGUUCAAUGAUAGAGAGAGAAUUUUCUUGUCGCCAAAGGAUCGCUGGCCGAGGCAUCUAUACAAGCUCGCAACUCCUAGCACACGCUAUUCAAAUUCACCCAAAGAGAUUCGUACUCUGAUUUGGAUUGCGGGGGAUUUAGGUCGGCGUAAUGUAUCCUGGGUGUCGUCUUUCUGCGUCGAUCUUGUCUCUUAUUCUAAGCGACUUGAGAAUUUCAAUGUGGUAUAUGCAUUUUGCAAGCGAGGUGAGGGCCGGCGGUACUCCCCCACCAUCCUCAUUAAGAACCUGGUGGCGCAAUUACUGGAGACUCAUGCGUUGAUUGCUGUGAAAAAUCCAGGUCAGCUCUCCCGAAACCGCUUCAGUGAAAUUGGGACGGAGACAGGUUCCGAUUCAGGGAGCUUAGCAUGGAAAUUGCUGGAGGAUAUCCUCUUGCUUAUUAGGGCUACCCCUGAAUUUCAAGAUCGAGCUAUCUUGAUCCUGAUUGAUAGGCUAGAUUUGUGCGUGUCGGAGGAGUACUUCAGUGUCCUAAAUCAUCUUAUUCCACAAUUGCAGAAGCUUGGCCUCCAAAUCCCGGGUGUCCAAGUAUUGGUGACGACCGCAAGAUUCUCGCUCUCUGCUAUCCAUACCCUACGAAAGGGACCAGAGUGGCUUCGGGCAUAUGGGAAAUGAAGUACGCAGGUGGUGAUGAAGGUUGUGCUGGGAAGAAUUAUUGCCAGUUGGCCAGGAGCGAGAAGUUUCCAAGGUUGUUCUUAAAAAGAAUACCAGGUAGGUACCUAGGUGUUCAAGAGAGGUGACUGUUUACUAGGUAUGUAGGUAUUGUUCGAAUUUAAAUGGAUAAUGAUGUUGUAGAAGAAAGAAAUAAUCUAAACCUUAAAAGGUAAUAGAUUUCCUUUUUAAAGGGCAGGACCAGAAUGCCCCUUCCAGUACCAUUCAAGAAUUAAGUUUAACUCAUAGAUAUCCAUGACAUUGGAAGGUUGCAACGAGCGCCCCAUCUAUUAAAGAGCGAGAACGACUGCGACGCUUUAGAUUUUAGAUUGUUUUCUUUCUUUAAUCUUAU
Hypoxylon trugodes is the source of this 1628-nucleotide messenger RNA. RefSeq lists its product as uncharacterized. Lineage: Eukaryota; Fungi; Ascomycota; Sordariomycetes; Xylariales; Hypoxylaceae. The record is from RefSeq and is a predicted model, not a curated record. The coding region runs from base 251 to 1240 and encodes 329 amino acids. The transcript has 4 exons.